Messenger RNA from Callorhinchus milii (elephant shark), 1744 nucleotides. RefSeq names its product zinc-binding protein A33-like. The transcript has 6 exons. Gene Ontology annotation, molecular function: zinc ion binding; protein binding. Lineage: Eukaryota; Metazoa; Chordata; Chondrichthyes; Chimaeriformes; Callorhinchidae. Bases 323 to 1744 code for a protein of 473 amino acids. The record is from RefSeq and is a predicted model, not a curated record.
CAUAUGCAGAGCUGAACUCACAGCGUCUUGUUCCUCUCUGCUGCUGACAGUCACAGCACGAGAGCAAAGGGGAAAAACUAAAUGGAAAUCAAACCUAAAUAUACCAUCAACACACAGCAACAGCUCAAACUGGGGCCGUUUGCUUCACUGACAAUCGGACGGUUGAGAAUGUAGAUUUGGUCUUUUGGGAUCACAGUCAAAACCAACUGGUUUCACAAGAAGAGACUUGAGGGGUGGCUUUGUCAGCCUAGUGAUUGGGAGCCGCCAACACAGUCACACUGAAACCUAAUCCAGUUUCAAUCAGGAAGUGCUGAGGAUCAAAAUGGCUUCUGGACUCCAGCGUGAGAUCUGGACCGAGGAGAUCAUUUGCCCGGUUUGUCUGGAUUUCUUCACUGAUCCUGUUAGUCUGGGCUGUGGCCACAACUUCUGUCGCUCCUGCGUCACCCGGAGCUGGGAAAAGCAGGAGAACAACUGCUGUGCUGUUUGUCAGGAGACAUUUCCAGAAAAGAACCUCACAGCCAGUUGGGCCUUGGCGAGUCUAGCAGAGAAAGCUCGAAAAUUGUGCCUGAACCCGACACAGACGGCAGUUAACCUUCAGUGUGAGAAACACCGGGAGCAACUGAAGCUGUUCUGUGAAACUGACAAGAAAUUGAUCUGUUACAUUUGCAGAGAUGCGAAAGAACACAGAGGUCACAGCUUCCUGCCCAUUGACGAAGCUGCUGAAAUCUACAAGGAUCAAACAAAGUCCUCCUUAGCUUCUCUGACACAGAGGAAGGAAACGGCUCUACAAUCUGCAGCCAAACAGAAAGAAAAGAUUUCACAAGUUAAGGAACAGGUGAACAGUCUGCAGAUCCACGUCACGGGUGAGUUUGCUAAAAUGCACCAGAGUCUGACUGACAGAGAGCAGCGAGUGAUGCGAGAUCUCAGACAGCGAGAGGAGGAGAUUCUAAAGCGAAUGGAGACAAAUCUGCGAGAGAUUCAGUGCAAAUUAGAUUCUGUUGAACAACAACUCUCCGAGUUAACGGCACAGCUGGGAAAAGACGAUCUCACCUUCAUGCAGGAGGAAGCUGCUGCCAACAGAAGGGUCAGUGACGAGCGUUUUGAUCUGUCAGUGUGUGAGGCUGAGCUUCCUGUGUCCAAGUACAAAUGGCCUUUGAAGAACACAGUCUGGAGACAGAUUAUAGACAACAUCAGCCCAGCUCCGGCCUCUCUGACUCUGGACCCUGACACAGCGCAUCCCCGGGUCAUCCUGUCUGAGGACCUGACCAGCGUGAGAGACGGAGACACAUGGCAGCAGCUCCCUGACUCCCCGAAGAGGUUUAGUAAAUAUGCGAUGGUUCUGGGGUCUGAGGGCUUCACAUCAGGGAGACAUUACUGGGAGGUGCAGGUGGCCAACAAGACCAAGUGGGAUGUGGGAUUGGCCCGAGAGUCUGUCAACCGGAAAGGACAGAUCACACUGUCACCAGAGAAGGGAUUCUGGGCUGUGUAUCUGAGAAACGGGAAUGAAUAUCAAGCUUGUACAUCACCUCGCACCCGGCUGCCCCUGAGAGAGAGACCCGGGAAGCUGGGAGUGUUCCUGGACUAUGAGGGGGGACAGGUGACAUUUUACAACGCUGAUAACAUGUCUCAUCUCCACACUUUCACCCAGACUUUCACUGAGAAACGUUAUCCUUACUUCCGUCCUCUGUUCAACGACGGUGGCAAAAACUCUGAGCCUCUGAGGAUCUGCCGGGUGACAGAUUAA